AUGGCAGAUGAAGAAGAAGGAACUUGUUUGCCAGCCUGCUGGGCUUGUGCUCCUGUUCUGGUUGCUGUAGAUGGAACAAAAGCUCUGCUAAAUCGAUUAUGUGAUGGCCUUGAACCAUGGAAGAUUUUAGUCUACAGUAGUGGCACAACUUUAGUUGUCCUCUAUCUGAAAGACUUCCUUUUUCAGGAGGAUGAAACGCUAACUUCAAGAGUCAAGCGCCAGUUUUUCAGUUUAGUGAAGAGAAUUCCUGCUGUUAAAAGACAGAUUGAGGCAGAUAUGGAAAAAACUACUAGUACAAUUGAGGCAGCAAUGAUAAAAAAUGUGAAAGGGGAGUAUGUAUGCAAGCUUCCAGCUAAAGGUCUUUCAGAGAAUGUAUUGUUAGAAGAGCUAGCAAAGUACAAGAGCAUGACAAACGAUGACUGGAGGAAGGGACUAGUUUCAGGAACUGUGUACAAUGGCGACGACAAACUGACUGAACUCAUGGCCAAA
This is a messenger RNA of Candidula unifasciata, 489 nucleotides long. The record is from the annotation of a GenBank genome assembly. NCBI's taxonomy places the organism in Eukaryota, Metazoa, Mollusca, Gastropoda, Stylommatophora, Geomitridae.